This is a messenger RNA of Trichoderma virens Gv29-8, 2262 nucleotides long. RefSeq lists its product as uncharacterized. The record is from RefSeq and is a predicted model, not a curated record. Lineage: Eukaryota; Fungi; Ascomycota; Sordariomycetes; Hypocreales; Hypocreaceae. The transcript has 4 exons. The annotation marks the transcript as partial.
AUGGCUGAAAUCGAGAUGGACGUCGACUUGGCCCCGUCAAUCAAGUUUGACGAACAGGCUGACGAUGACCUCAUCGACUACGACAUCGAUACGACCGAAGACCACACCCACGACCCAUGGCCAUCUCACCAGGAUGAGCAAAUCUCAAGUGCGCCAGAACCCGUGCACUCAACCGAAGAAUAUGUAGGUACCGAAUCGAAAAAUAUCGAACCCGAACACGACGAACAACACUUCCGAGAUACGGAAGCAGAUCACCCUCAGGACAACAUGGUAUAUAACCAUGACGAUGCUGCUGAAGAAUCCCAUCAGCAGCCAGAAGUAGCCGCCGAGAUACAUGAUGAGAAUAAUCCUUUGGAGACGGAACAAUCCAAAGAUGUCACCGUCGCUGAGACCGAAAAUGUAGUAGAUGAGAUUGAUUACGAGGAUGGCGAUGUUACGGCGACACAGGAGGAGUCACGCCAUGAGCCAGAUGAAAAGGAAAACCCGGUGGGCGACAUUGUCGCUGCCGAAGAUGUCACCGAAGCCACCGCGGUAGAGCCUGUUACGGCAGAGCCCGCCAACGCCCAGCCACCAACCGAAUCUGCUGGUAGUGCUGACGUGCCAGAGUCGGGGGCCAAAGAAGAUGAAGAUGAAAUAACCUGGGAGCAUGAGGAUGCUGAACCGGAGGCUGCCAGCGGUGCUGUAGAGACUACCGCUUCCGAGACUGCCAUCCCGCCUGCAGACGAAAGCUCGCACGCGCACGCUGGAACCGAGAACAGCGGUUCGCACGACCAGGUGUACGAACAGCACACCAAUGCAACAGGUUCCGAUUAUGAGGACAAUGCGAUGGAUGGCUCGGCAGAACAAGAGUCUGUGCAAUACCAGCAAGACGAAUCGCUAUCACAGCCGGAGGAGCCGAGCUCUGAAGAGCACGAUUUCCCGGCGAUCACUGUACAAUACAAGGGGGACGAGUUUCCCUUCUUUUCACAUGAUAAAACGGAAGGCUUCUUUUCUGAUGUAUCCGUUUUGGAUCUCUCGAUGGAGUCGGUUCUUGCUGGCUUUCGAGCCGAGCUAGAAAAUGAAAUUGCUGCACAGGAUGAACUUGUCUUCCAAGUCGAUGAACUUGGGCUUGAAUUUGCAGAGGCUACAGAACAAAAGUCCCUCGCAGCCAUUACACUACGGCAGGUGUUGGAGGUAUUUGACUUGUUUGUGAAGAACCAAGAUCCCGAUAGUUCGCGAGUUCUAUAUACGUAUCUCUUUACAAGGUCGAAUGCUGGCAAACGAUUUGAAUUCCUGGCUGAGAGUGCGGCGGCCGGUAGAGGGCUCGAUGAAGUGAUUCAUUUAUUCGAGUCUCCUUUCGGACAUCAUCAUGCCGCCGCCGAAGGCCAUCACGGACAUAGUCAUAGUCAUGACCAUGAUGAGGUCAGCGAAACCAAUGAAGCUACAGAAACUCACGAGAGCGCUGAGGACGAUGAACAUGAUGAGAAUGAUGCAGCUGGUGCCACUGAAGAAUCCGAAGCAUCAGAUGAUGAAGAAGGGGAAGAGGAAGAAACCUCAACCGUUGAAGAACAGCCUGUCGACACUGCUGAUCAAUAUGAAGAGGAAGAAGAGGAAGUAGAAGAGGAAGAAGAUGAAGAUGAGGAGGAUGAGGAUGAAGACUUCAUGGGAGAAACUGAAGAUUUUAUCGGAGAUGUCGAAGAGACUGUCAACCAGGAGGGAGACUACAGUGACGGCGCGGAUGAGGAGUACAAAGAUGAACAGCUCCAGGCAGUGGUUGUAGAGCCAGUGAACCAUUCCGAUAACGGGCGUGCAAAUGGAGACGCAGAAGAUGCACCAGAUGCGACUUACUCAUAUGAUGAUGAAGAUGACGACGCCGAGGCCAACCCAUUCAUUCACCUGGAACUUCAGGAAUCCAUGGAAAACAAUGGGGGCGAGCUCGACUAUGAAGAGAUUGUGCAUGUGGAAGGCGGCGAUGGAUCAUCUCGCCAGAUUCCCAUGCAUCCGAUGGACGAAUACAUCGACUCCAACGAGCCCGACACCGGCACAACCAACACGCUGGUUGAUAAUGCAGAAGCCAUCUCCAACCUACUAGACAUUGGCACGGUGCAAGGGCUAGACGAAGUUACCAACGAGGAUCUGGCCUUUGAUGACGAGAUGCCCGAGAUCGACUGGAGAGAUGGCCUGGACGCCGCCGACGAUGCCAAAAACGACAUGGCUACUACACCCUCUGGUCUAUCAAAACGGGCUCGAGACGAGGACGAGCAAGGCGCAGAAGACGAGCAA